Messenger RNA from Mesocricetus auratus (golden hamster), 9524 nucleotides. It is a transcript of the gene Aopep, whose product is annotated as aminopeptidase O (putative). Gene Ontology annotation, molecular function: zinc ion binding; metalloaminopeptidase activity. Gene Ontology annotation, cellular component: nucleolus. Bases 4070 to 5857 code for a protein of 595 amino acids. The transcript has 8 exons. The record is from RefSeq and is a predicted model, not a curated record. Lineage: Eukaryota; Metazoa; Chordata; Mammalia; Rodentia; Cricetidae.
GCAUGCAUGUGUGUUGCAUGUAGAGAGAAACUCAUGGGAGUCAGUUCUCUUCUUCACUACAUGGGCUCAAGGGAUUGGAUUCAGGUCACAGCUUGGUGGUUAGUCCCUUUACCCGAUGAACCACCUUGCCAAGCUCACAUGCUGUACGUUUGUGUGUCACAGUAACGGACUUUGAAUUUCUGCUUAGACUUGUGAGGUGAUUUCAGUGUUGUCAGGUAAACGGAAACCCUGCAGAAGUAUGUGAGCGUACUCAUUAUGGGUGUGUAAGGAUUAGUUUUGCCUUCAAAGAUGCUGUUACGUAUCACAUGUACACAUAGCCCUCAGAGUAGUUGUCCUUCUCUCCUUUCUCCCUUUGAGGGACUAAAAAAUGGUUUUAACCCAGAAAAGGGAAGCCAGGCAUAGUGACAAACACUGUAAUCCCUGCUAGUUUAAGGUUGCUUUGGGCUACAUAGCAAGAUUCUGUCUAAAAUAAAAAUGGCAUAAUUCCACUUAAGAAAAUUUUGAACUAUGUCCCUCCAUCUGUUGGGCAUUUCAGACCAUGGCCAGCCACAAGUUGAUGCUUAUUGCAAUACCCUACUUAGAAGCUUGAGAGUGAGCUAACACUGGUGUUCACAAUACUACAACUUGCUUUGAAGAUGUAUUCUAUGAGUUUUGAAAUAGCUGUUUUUAUUUUAUGUAUGUUACUAGAAAGUGCACAGGACAAAAACUGCCAUUUUAAGUUCUUUAAGCAAACAGUUGGGUGGCAUCAAGCACAUUCACAGAGCUAUGUGGCCACUACAGUGCAUUUCCAGAACUUUUUUUUAAUCAUCCCCAAAAGAAACGCUGCGCCCAUUAAUAGCUUCCCACCCCCUGUCUCCCCCACUCCAAACGUCUUCUGUCCCUGCUCUGCUGCGUUUGCCAGCUCCAGCAUCUCAUGCUGUCCUGCCGCAUCUGCCCACUUGUGACUGGUAUAUUUCAUUCAGAAUGUUCUCAAAACUUGUCAUGCUGCAGCAUGCAUUGGAGCCACACCCCCCUGUAAGGGCGAAUUCCAUUUCACUGCAUGGGUGCACCUACCUCUGUGCAUUUGGGCGUGUUGUGUUUGGGAUGAACUCAGUCCUUGGUGAUUGAUUGUGAGCUCACAGAGUGUGGCUGGAGAUGUGAACUGAAGUGGUGUUGAUUUGCACUAUGAACACAGUGCCUGGCGGACAUAGCCAGGCUGGAGUUGAAGCACAGAUCGUAGUGUGAUAAGGAGCCUGCCAGUAGUGAGGAACAGCAGCGAUGACAUUACCUGCCGUGAUGUUACGCAACAUCCAUAGCACCACGCAUGGUCUAGGUAUUUUUCUCGUAAAGGAAGAACUCUUUCUAGUUCCUAUUUUAUGCGUGGAAAAACUGCAGCAUAGGCAAAUGGGAUGGAUUGUUAAGAUUGUGGAGUUGUUAGAUGUAGUUGAGAUCUGAACUUGGUUUUCAGUACUAACUUUGCAAUGAACUUGUUUGUAACACAAUGUCUAUGUCCCUUGCCUGCCUUCUCCUUUUUCACUGUCUUAAAACUGAACACAACUUCUUAGCUCACUGGGCAAGAACAAACCCACACUCUGAGAGGACAAAGGUGCCUGGUUUGCGUGGAGCAAUCAUCCGCAGGGAAUUGAGACUACGUUUCCACAACUGAGUUCUUAAUCCUUUUAGAGCCUUGUCUUUGAAUGCUGUGCAGUUCCCACACUCAGAGCUCUGUGGGAGGGAGCUUUUUGUCCUUAGCCUGUGACUGUCAGAAUGGGUUCUGACACACUCAUUUCACUGCUGAUUUGUGACACUCGCUGAUGCUCAAUUCCUGAAGAAUUUGUUGCGAAGUAGCAUUUAUGUCUUCAUUAUAACCUCCAUUGUAAUUCCUCUUGACUUUUCGUCUGCUUACACUUUAUUUCUUUGACAUUUGCAAUCGAAGGCCUGGUUUUGCAAAGCAGUGGAAAUAAAGAUGUGCUUGCUCUAUUUUGGCAUGAAAGGCAAACCCACUUAUUCUUUUUGUUACCUGUAAUACCGUUCAUGUGUCACUGUACUCUGUACAUUUUGAGGUCUGAGCCGUGUUACGUCUAGUAGGUAGAGAUUCUAUUACCCUCUGUUGGGCAUGUGAGAAUCUCAAAGCCAGAGUUCUCAGCCAUCUGCGUAUAUUUAUAGAUUAGAAGAUCCAUUCUGCAAAAAAGAAUCCCAGCAUGCUGUGUUCAGGUGAGCCACCCUUGCUUAUAAGAAGAGCCUCCCAGUCUUUUGCUCACGUGUAUUUAGCUACCAUCUUUCCUACAGUGAUAUGUGCCCUGUAUUAGAUUGCAGGGAGAAUGAACCAGCAUGCCAGAGAUGCUUGAAUUAACAUGGCACGGCUUUGACAUUGGUCCUGGUGUGAGUGAGGAAUCUGGGGUGAUUCCAGAGCUCUACCUUGGGCAACUGGGUAGAUCCAGUGAAUAAGACUUGAAGCCACAGCUGCAGGACACAGAGGGCAUAGCUCACCUAAGAUGUGGGAGAAGGAGAGGCCAGAAGUAGGUAGAGGAGAGGGUGUAAUCAAAGCUCCUAAAACAGGGGAAACGCUUGGUGGGGGGAGUCAGUGAGUGCAUUAAUUCCCCCCAAUUAAAGGCUGAGAGGUGAUUUGCCUCCACCGUAGAGCUUCAGUGGUCUAGUAGGAGAAAGGGGGUUAGGGAGAAGGAAGGUAGGCAGUAGUAAGGGAUAGAGAGCGCUGUCUUCAUUUGUGGGCUUUUGUCUCAGAUAAAAAAGGAUGGGAAGGAGAAGGAAGCUGAGGUGGAGGAUUCAGAGGGCAAGGUGAUUGGUAAACCAGGGACCCAGAGUAUGUCAGGUCCCGGACAAGGUUACAUGCAGAGCAGAAGUCACAGUCAGGCCAUGCUUGUGUUCAGGGGACACGUGUGUCCCGAGACGGGAAGGGCGGGAAGAGAUGAACAAGAGUUCCUGUGGGGUACACGGGACCGGUCAGUAGAGAGCCCCCAUGUAGUGGGAUCCCCAGUUAAAUUCCCAGCACCCAAGUUGGGGGAGGAGAGGGAGGAGGAGAUACUGUGAAAAAGUUCCCACCUUUAUUGCAGCAAAAGAUUUUAAGAGAAGCAAAUGAAUUUGCUUAUACAGAGUGUUCAUUUAGUGAGUUAGGGACUGAGACUGUAGUGAAAUUUAGAGGAAUUGCUGAAAAGAAAGGUCAAGGACCUUAGGGGCAAUCGGGGAGACAAUCUUCUCAUGUUGGACUUUGUGACUGUGUUACUUAUUUAAAAGCUUGGUUGUUCUCCAUAGGCUCGGUUGAUAUGUAGACGCUGGAUGAUUCUGCUGAGGGUUAGGAUUUGUAGAACAGUUGUGUCAGGAGAAUGAAAGAGCAGGAAAAUAGAGGCUGACCUACUGUGUGAGGGGCUAAAGAAAUAGAUAAAUGGUCCUGGUGAAAGGGUUCAGAGGGUCAAGCUGAGCUUGCUGCCAAGCCUGGCCACCUGGAUUCCUUCUCAGGGACCCACAUGGUGGGAGGACAGAGCCAGCUCCACACUGUCCUCUGCAUUUGUAGGGUGCUUAGAAGCACCCAUGGACUCUGCUCUCCAGGUGCCAGGAGCAGCUCCUCAACUGAUGAUCAUUGAUGUCUCUGGAUACUGCUGAGUGUUAAAGGACUGUGUCCUCCAUGCCAAAUUACCACCAUCUCCAUGAGUUCAGCUGCGCCCACUUGUGUAAGGUCAUCACAGCUGGCCCUACUGACUUUGGUCAUUCCUUGCAGGGGGCCAGGAGGGUCAUGGGGCUCUUACCUGAGCUUCUAGCCAUUCCUCUGAACCAGUUGAAUGCAAUUCUACCCUAAUUGCCCAAAACCUUAGGGAGGGCCUAUGGGAUAUAGACUAGGGGAGGGCCGCCAUCUUUGCAGCCGCAUUGGCAGCGUCGUCCAUGCCAGGUUCAGACUGUCCAGUGUGUCUGCCUUGUGGCUGUCCGUGCUCCUCCAUGUAACUCUGGAGCUGAAAGUUGUGGAAACAUGACUUGUGACAGCAGGUGCUUCUUAUUUGGUAAGCAGCCAUUUGUGAUUCUGAAUGACUAAGGAAGCCUCGGCUGAGAUCCCACAAAGCCACCAGCUGCAGACUGCACCAUGGACCUCAAGCUGGACCCUUCCCGGGAUGACCUGCCUCUCAUGGCCAACACCAGCCACAUGCUUGUGAAGCACUAUGUACUGGAUUUGGAUGUGGAUUUUGGAAGUCGAGUCAUUGAGGGCACCAUAGUUCUUUUCUUUGGUGACGGAAGCAGAUUGAGCAAACAGACAAGUUCCACCCAGGAAACCUCCCAGAUGGAGUCAGAGGAAGACCUCACAUUUAGGACAACUGAAUCCUGCCACGCUCCUGAGGCGGAUGCAAGUUCCUUCUCGCCCCAGAUGGGGUACAGUGAAAUUGCGGUCUGUGGUAAAGGUGAUCAAGAUGCCUUUGAUAACGACGGUAACCAUGACAACCGGGAACAUGCUUCUGAGAUGUCUAGCUCAGAGUACUGCUGUGACACAGGGAAUCAUGGGAGAGAAGAUUUCUUGCUAGUGUUGGACUGCUGUGAUUUAUCUGUGCUAAAGGUAGAGGAGGUGGACGUGGCUGCCGUGCCGGGCCUUGAGAGACUUGCGAAGGCUCCCAAGCUCGCAGCUUCUCCUGAGAAGCUCAGGCGUGAGAUUGUCCGUGACCUCGUGGCUCUGCCUGCAGAUGGUUGGAGGGAGCAGUUAGACUGCUACACUCGCUGCAGCCAGGCUCCCGGCUGUGGGGAGCUCUUCUUUGACACUGACGAUUGGAGCUUACGGAUCAGGAAGAGGGGAGCUCAGACAGCUGCUGACUUUCCUCGCGCCAUCAGGAUAUGGUAUAAAACUAAGCCCGAGGGACAGUCAGUGACUUGGACCUCAGACCAGAGUGGCAGGCCGUGUGUUUAUACUAUGGGAUCCCCCAUCAACAACAGGGCCCUUUUUCCAUGCCAGGAGCCCCCGGUUGCCAUGUCAACAUGGCAGGCUACAGUUCGAGCAGCUGCGUCUUCUGUUGUUUUAAUGAGUGGGGAAAAUUCUGCCAGACCCACACCGCUUCAAGAAGGGUGCACGAGCUGGUAUUACUAUGUGAACAUGCCCAUGCCAGCCUCCACCUUCACAAUUGCAGUGGGAUACUGGACAGAAAUGAAGCCCAAGACAUCCCCACCAGAUGACCUGGUGGCAGAGCGCCCUCUCCCGCCUUUGAAAGCUGACUUCAGGUAUGCCGGCACCUGCAGUCAUGUAGACUAUCCCUGCCGAUUCCAGAAUGCUGCCGCUGCCGCCCAGGAGAUCAUUCCUCAUCGAGUGUUUGCCCCACCGUGCCUCGAGGGUGCCUGCCAAGAGGCCCUGCUGUGGCUGGUCCCUCCUUGCCUCUUAGCUGCGUACUCCGUCCUGGGAACACACCCUUUCUCCCGGCUGGACAUACUCAUUGUCCCCGCCAACUUUCCAAGUCUGGGGAUGGCCAGCCCACACAUCAUCUUCCUCUCUCAGAGCAUCUUAAGAGGCACGAGCCAUCUCUGUGGGACCCGUCUCUGCCACGAAAUUGCUCACGCCUGGUUCGGCCUAGCCAUCGGGGCCCGAGACUGGACAGAGGAGUGGCUCAGCGAAGGGUUCGCCACUCACUUGGAAGAUGUAUUUUGGGCUGAAGCACAGCAGCUGCCCCCACACGAGGCCCUGGAGCAGCAAGAGCUGAGGGCUUGCCUGCGCUGGCGUCGCCUGCAGGAUGAGCUGCGGAACUCCCCAGAGGAAAUGCAGGUGUUGAGAGCCCAUGCUGAUCUGACUUCUCAAGAGGACCACCCUGGUGUCGCCUCUGCUAGGCUCCAUGGAGCUCUCUGGCCUACACGCCCAGUCUUUCCAGGAUCCCGAGAAGGAAGGAGUUUCUACCCCUGAGCCUCUGACUACAGCUUUGACCUGUGCCUUUCCGGAGGAUCCCUGCCCUGUUCCCGCCAACCUCAGGCCCUCUCCCCAUCGCCACACCUGGUUUGCCACAUUUGAACCUCAUGUAUGAGCAGGCCAGCUAGGCCUCUGAAAAAUGUUAGGGCUGUCAGCUUGCCCGGAACAACUGUCUGCCCCUUCCCAUUCCAGAGACUUGCUGUGUCUCCCAGCUGCCUACUCAAAUUCCAUUUCCUGUGGGAGGCACUCUCUCUACUGGCUCUCUUAAACAACAAAGGUGUAAGACAUGCCAUGCCUAAUUGAACUCAACCCCAUGUCUUCAUUUUGGGGUGGGCACUCCCUGGUUACUCUUCACGGAGGAUUUAUGAAGGAGGAGCUAGAGCUCUGCCGGUCACUGGUUCUACAGCACCACGAGUGUUUUAUUUUUGUGGUAUCUUUUGCUAUAGAGACCAUCAAGAAGUAAGGCGGUCCAGGGUCACUGCCUAGUUAGCCAUAGUUCUUCUCCCCUCCAAAUGCAAGUUCAUAAUGCUAUGUAUUUAGGAACACACACACACACACACACACACACACACAUGCCACCACUACCCCCCCCAUCAACAACAACAAAGAAAAGAAGUCACGAGUUUGAAAGGGAGCAGGGGAAGGGUGAUAAGGGAGGGUGUAGAGGGAAGAAAGGAAAAGGGGAGCAUGACAUCAUUAAACUAUAAGCUCAAAAAGUAAACUUUGAUUUUAAAAGUUCAUAAUAGUCAAAUCCCGGUGGUAAGAUAAGCACUGCUAGUGUUUCCUUGUGAAUAGUCAGGAAAUAAAUGUUACAAGUAUGCAUUCAUAUGGCUGCCUGUAUAGCACUGAUUCAGUAUUAUACUGUUAGCCCAUGAGAUGUUUCCCCAAAGUCAUUCAUGCAUCAGUCUGCAGUGAUUUGCUCGUUAUUGACCCCCUCUUGAGGAUCUCUCACGCUAUGCUGCCGGUCAGAGCAGACUCGACACACAGUGAGUGCAUCCUUGUUUGUUCUCAGCCAUUCAGAAGAGACCUUAGCCGGCCAGUACUUUCUGGUGAACCCCUGGUUGACUUGGUUUCACAGAAUGCAUGCUUACUCCCCAUGCCCCAUUUCCUACCUUUCAGUCUGUAUUUUGGUCAGUAAUUUUGAUCCAGAAACAGCUAACAAAAACUGUGCAAGUAUUCCACCAGCCUGCUGCAAAGACAUGGUGGAGGAGGACAGGGCCGCCACAUUCUACAAUCUAGUCUGACAGUCUCCCUUUGCCGCCUCCUUCAAGUCACUGACUGGGGAGUAAAAAGAGACAGAGGGAGGACUGGACUUGGGGUCGUCAGUGUGCCCAAGGUGUCAGCCAGGGCAGUAAGGCAUACACGUGCAUUAAGGGGCACCCAGGGUGAAAAUGAAAGCUAAAGGAGAAAAGCUUAGACUUGUAUAGGAUAUCAUCCUCUGCAGAGGGAAUCCUGAGGAAUCAUCCCAAGAGUAUUAGAGAGAAUGAGCAAACUCAGUAUACGAGGAGGUGGUAGAUGAAGGCACGAAGCUUGGUUGUUCCUGUAUAUUAGUUAUGAGGGGUCUGAAGAUAACACAAGAAAACAAUAAUGUAUGAUAACAUCAAAGAGGUAGGUUUAGGAAUAAAUUUGACAAAAGAACCACAGAACCCGAGAACCAGAAACUACAGUGCGCCGUGGAAGAAACGAAGGGCCAGAAUAUAUGGAAAUGGCUCGUCUGAGAAACGUCUCGGAACAGCUGCACCGCCCGGGCUUACCUGACCUGUGGACCCAGCAUGGGCUUCUCAAAAUCUUGGCUGUCUCCUUGUAAAUAUAAACAAGGCGACCGUAAACUUCACGUGGAAGUACCUGGGGACCCUGGAGAACCAGAACAACCCCGAAGAGGGCGACAGAGUUGGAGAAUUUAUGCUUCUUGGUUUCAGAACUUGCUACAAAGACCCAGUAAUUAAAACUGUAUGGUGCUGUCAAGAGAUGGACAUGUAGAGCAAGGGAUGUUUGAAUGAUGGCUGGUUGGCAUGGAGACACCAGCGUUUUCCGUGAGUGGUGGUGCCCUGGCAAUGCCUGUCCGAGUGCAAAGGAAUGUAACCCACCUUACUAUUCAAACCACUCACAACAGGAAGUGCUAAGGCUUCAAAACUAUCAGGAAAAAAAAUGCAACUAUGAAUGUUCGUUACCUUGUACUAAGUGGUAGUUAGGAAAUGAAAGUAGCCAAAAGAGAGAAAACUGGUAAAUUGAACUUAACAAGGUUAAAAGCCCCCAUUUCAAAGGAUUCCCUCAGGAGAGUUAGAGUUGGGGGCUGUGCUGUGUCUCAGUGGUAGAGACUUGCUUAGUCUGCACAAGACCCAGGCUCAGCCCCAGCAAGCAGAGGAGGAGACAGGAUUGACAAAUCACAUACUCAGUGAGAGGAUGGAAACACGCAACUGAGUAUUAAAGAAAAAAGACCCAGCCCAACUGAAAAAUGGGGGAAUGUUUCUCCAAAGAGUAUAUUCAGCUGACAAAUCACACAAAAGAUGCUUGCUAUACUUAUUAAGCCAUCAGACAAAUCAAGUCAGCACCAGAAGGCAGUAUCAUUCCACACUCACUGAGACUGCUAUAGAAGACAGACAGGAUAACAAGUAUUCACGAGGAUUUGGAGAACUGGAACCCACCCCACAGUGUGAAGAUGACAGGACAACUCCUAGGGAGGAGGAAGGGCUUGUGUGACCCUGCAGUUCUACUCUUGGGUGUAAACCUAAGAGGAAACCACACAGUAAGGUUUAUAAGCAAAAGCUUGUGCACAAAUGUUUAUGGCAGCUGCUCUACUUUCCUUCCUUGAUGCUUUGGCAAAAUACUCUUGAGAUAGGGUCACUCUGUGUAGCCCUGGCUGUCCUGGAACAGGCCCUGUAGACCAGGCUGGCCCCGAACUCAGAGAUCCGCCUGCCUCUGCCUCCUUAGUGCUGGGAUUAAAGGUGCGCACCACCACCAGCCAGCAGCGAAAUACUCUUGACAAAGGCAACUUAAGGUCGAAUGGGUCUGUUCUCACUCGGGACCUGAGUACAGUCUGUCAGGGCUGGGAAGUUAAAGCAGCGGGAACUGGAAGCCCCUGGCUACACCAUAAUCCACAAUCUGGAAUCAGAAGGUGGUGACCACUGUUGGGUGCUCCCUCCUCUGGUUCUACAGUACCACAUCCCAGCCAGAGGCCCUUCUCCCUGGGCAUUACAGAGUCAGAACCAUUUUGCAGAGGCUUCAAAGAAUUCAGAGCAUGGGGGGACACACGACCAUCCGCAUUGGUUGCACUGGGAGCUCUUGUCUUGUGGCUAGUGACGCUUUGGUGGGCUAAGGCAGUCUAUCUGGCUGGACCUCAGUCCCCAUAAGGUGUCCAUGUGCCUCUCUGUCCUGCUUUCUGGACUACAGUUUUGGCAUACACAUUCAAGACCAAUGAAAUGGCUGAUGAUGCAUAGCUUCCAGGUAGCCAUGCAAAGAAAAUAAAAACACAAAAUGAGAAUAGUAACCAGCACCAUCACCCCUAAACAUCCUGGCCUCUGGCCAAGACAGACUUUUAGAUAAACAGAAUGUGUUAGAUUCAUGAAGUGGAUCAUUAGUCAACAAUAAGAAGGAAUGAGGUAUCGACACCUGCUAGAGCAUGUCACAUGAACCUUUAUAACAGUACGCUGUGAAGGAAACAGAC